Molecule: messenger RNA, 4708 nt
Organism: Onychostoma macrolepis
Lineage: Eukaryota; Metazoa; Chordata; Actinopteri; Cypriniformes; Cyprinidae
Gene: syt11b
Product: synaptotagmin XIb
Exons: 4
Coding region: 216-1598 (460 amino acids)
Biological process (GO): regulation of calcium ion-dependent exocytosis; cellular response to calcium ion; vesicle fusion
Cellular component (GO): membrane; axon; synapse
Molecular function (GO): phosphatidylserine binding; calcium ion binding; clathrin binding
Source: RefSeq, a predicted model, not a curated record
GUUCUUACUGUCAGACUCUCAAUCUGACGCAGUGCAUCCCGACGCUCAGCAUCCUUCAGCGCGCAGCAUCCAACAACGGCCUGGACCGAGGACACCGCGUACCGUAGAGAUGUAGCCAUGAAUCAUCCACAUUAUAUCAGCUAAACCAAGGACCGUCGACAUUUAUUGUUUAUUCCACGACUGUUAUCCGGAUCGCAGCGCACCCAACCCUCAAAAUGGCUGAGAUCACUGAAAUACGCGCGGCGUACGAUAUGUCCCCAGUGCUGGCGGGGUUUAUCGGUGCCGGUGUGUUGGUCGUUGCAGUCAUUGCAUUAAUCUUUGUGUGGACUUGCUGUCAGAAACAUUACAACAGGACGAACUACAAGCUUCAUGGAAUCCAAUCGGAACAAAGUGAUCCUCUCACAGACCCACCGUACAGGUUUAUUCACAUGCUGAAAGGAAUGAGCAUCUACCCCGACACUCUUAACAGCAGCAAGAGGAUCAUACGAGUGGCACGACAGGCCAGAUCCCAGACCACCGAUGGGGCUCAAAGCAACAAGGGCCGCCCAGUGGUGCUGGUAGAUAUGGAUUCGGCAGCAGAAAGCGGCCUGCUGGGAGAGAAACAAAUGCAGAUGAGGCUCGGGGAAAGUGGCCAUGAGGUUCCCAAGCUGGAGAGGGAACUUCCUGUGCAUGCGGAUUACUGCUGUCUGGACAGCAGCUCUGCCAGCAGCAGUCAGACCUCCAGUACUACGGUUUCCAGCACGGCUACACCCUUCACCCCCGCAGAAGAGCCCAGCCGAGGAGAUCUCAGCAUCGCAAUCGAUUAUAACUUCCCCAAGAAGGCCUUGGUGGUCACCAUCCUGGAGGCUCGGGGGUUACCGGCCGUAGAAGGUCACGUGGGCAGUGCCGACCCCUAUGUGAAGAUGACCAUUCUCCCCGAGAAGAAACAUCGCGUUAAGACUCGGGUCCUGAGGAAGACUCUGGAACCUGCGUUUGAUGAGACCUUCACAUUUUAUGGUGUGCCGUACAGCUCCCUGUCGGAUCUCACUCUGCACUUCCUGGUGCUGAGCUUUGACCGGUUCUCACGAGACGAUGUGAUCGGGGAGGCGAUGGUUCCGCUGGCAGGUGUGGAUCCGAGUACAGGCCGGGUCCAUAUUACGCAACAGAUCACAAAGAGAAGUAUGCAGUGUGUGAGCCGUGGAGAGCUACUGGUCUCUCUUUCCUAUCAGCCUGUUUCUCACAGACUGAGUGUGGUGGUGUUAAAAGCAAAACACCUUCCAAAAUUGGACAUCACUGGCCUAUCUGGAAAUCCGUAUGUGAAGUUGAAUGUGUUCUAUGGCCACAAGCGCAUUGCCAAGAAGAAAACGCAUGUGAAGAAAUGCACGCUCAAUCCAGUCUUUAACGAAUCCUUCAUCUAUGACGUGCCGGCUGAGUUGCUUCCAGACAUCUCUAUUGAGUUCCUGGUCAUGGACUUUGACCGCACUACUAAAAACCAGGCCUUGGGACGCCUGGUACUCGGUGCAAACAGCCCCUGCCCCUCGGGAGCUGCCCACUGGCAGGAGGUCUGCCAAAACCCACGCCGCCAAAUCUCAAAGUGGCACACGCUCAAUGAAUAUUAGAGCUUCACCACAAUCUCUCUCCACACACACGCUCAAACACAGGCACACAGGAAGCAUUCAAUAACAAGAGAGAGAGAGUUCUGGGAAAAGAUGCCUUUUUGUUACCAUCACUACACAGAAGGUAACUGAUUAUCAGGAGGACUUGUAAAAAAAAAAAAGACUUAAGCCAACUUUUACGUCAUUGCUAAUGCGAUGAUGGGCCUCGGAAAUGAAUCUUUUUAAAGUACACAUUUACUUUCUCACUCAGUUGCUCACAUAUACACACACAUACACACUGCCUGAACACAAACAUACAUGAGAAAUAAUAAACGAGACCAAAAUUACAAAAAAACAUUGACUGUUAGGAAUUUAUGAGGUUUGGGAUUCUGUAACUGUCCUAAUAAAACUUAACGCAUGUCUUGACGCUCCAUAUCUCACUCCAGAACAGGACAUUGUGUGGAUUUGUGAUGCUGGUGCACAUUAAACAGGCUCUUUUUUGAGGCAUCUGAUUUCCGGAUGUUUGUGGAAGGAGUUUGUUUUGAAGGAGCUUGUGACGAGCGUCUUCUGAUAUGUACUGAUUCUCCACUGUCUGAGAAAUGCACUGAAGUGACACAGAGGCUGUAUGAUCUAUGCUAAAGUAUGAAUUGUUCUGUUAUGCUUUGGCUGGAGAUGUUUCGGAAAUUCCUGCUGUGUCACAUUCUCCACAGCUACAAGUUGAGUCAUGUGAUUGUACAACAAUAACCCUAUUGGCAGCACUAUGGGCCUGAUUUAUUGCUUGAGCAAUGAUUUCAUCAUACACUUUGAAUAAAUCUGGCCCUGAACAACUUAAUCUGCACUGCUAUGCUACAAACUCACUCUGAAUGUCACUGUCUGUAUGAAUUUCAUACACCAGAGCUUCACUUCACAUAAAACAGUGGCUCACUGUUUCGUAGACUGUACUAGCCAAUGUCAUCAGAUGGCCUUUUUAAGGUGAAUUGGAUUCACUUUCAUUUUAAAUCCUGUGUGAUAUAGAGAUAGACAAAGAGGUGUGUUCGUAGUUUGGAGCUGGAAAGCUCUGGUAUAUUACGGGGUCGUUCUGAGCCCUUUGGCGUGAUGUUUGGGAAAUGGAAGAAUGUAGCAUUUUGUCAUUUGUAGUUCAUAAAGUCAAGGGGGAAGAUGUUCAUGUAAAUCUAUCAAUAACAAUCUGUUCUUCUAGCAUACCUCCUUCACCUCAGUUUGACUUUUUUGUCUUAUACCACUUUGUCACCUGGGCCUUUAUCUCUGAUUGGUGCUCUUCACUGUUAAUUUACCAAGUCUGAGGUCUGAAUCUGGCAUACUGUGUUUCAUGUGGCGUUAGAAUUAAGAUUGGGAACCAAAAAUCAGAAAGAAAAAAAAAAUACUGGAAACAAAUGACGUUUAAUGAUUCUCACAUGUGCAAUUUUUGCUAACAUUGAAUUAAAAAAUUCUGUCAGUUUCCUGUUUUAUAAAUUUCCUACACAAUUUAUUCAGCAGUGAUAUAACACUGCUACUGAAUGUACAGUGUGAAACAUAUAGAGAGCCCAGUGUACUCCAAUUACAGAAUAAAUGGCUCAUGAUUCAGUCCUUGUAUUGAAUCGAAACCAUAUAGUGUGACCAGUGUAGUAUGAAUCUCAAACAAAUAAUGAGUCCGAUCUUUUUAAUGAAUCAAAAACAUACAGCACAAUUUAGUGCGACUCCCAAAAAGGACACUGAGAUAAAAUUCAGGCAAUUUUUACUGAAUAAAAAUCAUUUAGCACAACCAGUAUACUAGGAUUCCUGAACAAAUGAAUCUAAUGAGUAGGUUCUUUUAAUGUAUCGAAUACACAACACAACUACAAGUACACACUCUUAAAAAUAAAGGUUCUUUAUUGGCAUUGAUGGUUCCAUGAAGAACCUUAACAUCCAACAUUUUUUUUUCUUUUUAGAAAUGUUCAUUUAAAGGUUCUUUGGGGAACCAAAAAUGGUUCUUAUAUUGCAUUGCUGCAAAAAACCAAUUUUGGAACCUUUAUUUUUAAGUAUAUGACAACAUGUAGUUACUGGUUGUGUAGUUUAAAAAUACAUAUUAUGUGUUUUGUUAUUAGUAUUUCAUAAAUAUUAAUAAAUAAAAUCUGAACCAAAACCAAAACUAUUACAUUAUUCUAGAAUUCCAUCCCAAGCAGGAAAUAUGCCCAGGAUUCAGGAGACCCAGCAGAGCAGGGACAAUAAUAGAUCUGGGAAACACACAAUGUCACUUCCUAUACAUUCAUCCAAACAUUCCUGAUCAAUUCCCCACAAAUUAGCCUCUAGUGGUAAGCUAUGGAUGUGUAUGGCACAUGGUUUGUCUAUCAUAGAGAUGUUAAGAUUCUAAACUGUAAUUCUGGAUGGAAAAACACUUCUUUCCAUUCAAGCUUUUUACAUGCUUAAGCCACACUCCCUGUAAAAAAGCGCACCCUAUCCACCCAGUAAUGUCUUUCGUAUAGAAGAUACUUUGUUUCGGAUCACUGGUACACUGUAAUAAAAAUAAAAAGUUGAGCAAACUUAAAAACUUUUUGCUGUAUAAACUUAAAACAAGUUGAGAAAACUCAAAAAUCUGCUGAAGCUGGUUGCCUUAAAUGUUGAACUUCUCUCAACUUUUGAUUUUUUACAGCACUGUAAAAAAAAAAAAUUAAAUAAAAAGUUGAGCAAACUUAAAAGUUUAAGGCAACCAGCUUGAGCAGAUUUUUGAGUUUUCUCAACUUGUUUUAAGUUUAUACAAAAAAGUUGAGAAAACUCAAAAAUCUACAAAAAUCUGCUGAAGCUGGUUUGCUCAACUUUUUUUCUUCUUUUUUUUUUUUUACAGUGUAUGACAAAAUGGAAAGAUAUUAAAAUAUUCAGUCCAUGUGACUAACAACACACAGGAGAAGAAAAAAAAAACAAUAGAUUAAAAAAGUAUUUAAAAAAAAAUCAUGUGACCUAUACACAAUCACUUUGGUGUUCAAAAAUUAAUUGGCAGGAAAAAUGUUGUAUUAGUGCAAACUAAAAAAAAUCUUGUGAGUAUUUGACAUAUACUGUACUGCAAAAUGCUGUGAGAUCUCUGCUAAUGUUACACAUCCACCUGUAUGUUACUGUUCUUAACACCCACUGAAUGUGCAAAAUAAACGUGAUACACAAUUGAA